CGAGAGAUCCCUUUCCCGGGAUCGCCCGCGACUGGUGGCCACAUUGCUGCGCAGCAGCUCCGAUGGUUGCACUGGUCUGCGAGAGAGACUGACAAGCAGUGCUUCGAUCUCUGCGAUUACAUGUUUAACAGUUUCCCCAUUCAAUCGUAUGGAGCGUAGAAUCUGAUUUGCGCAGCUUGUGUUGGGGCUGCUGCUCAUGUUGUGAGUCCCUUCGAAGAGAUCAAUACAGCAGUAAAGUGGAUGUCUCCCGUUUGGGAUUUGCCCUCCUGCUUUGGCCGAUCACGCGGUCCCGGAGUCCGAGGCGCUGGAUCCGCCCAUCUCUACGAAGGUCGUGUGUACCUCCGAAGAUGUCGGCGCGCAAGCCUUGACGAUUUGUGAUCCCUCGCUUGCGCUCACCGCAUAGUGUGCAGUGUAUAAAAUAUCCAUCCUUGUUUGACUCGUUUCGACAAUUCGGUUGUCGAAACUAGUUCGAUUCGUAGUAACGCCACUUUUGGUUUAGAAUUCCUUCCUUUUCAUGCUCGCAGGAACAUCGAUAGUGUGUGGAUUUGGCCUAGAGGUGACUGGUUUCGUCCCUUCGAAGCUGCAGCUUCGCUGAAAAUGAAUCUGGAGAUGCUCCUGCCACAUUCCUGAUCCUCGUUUGCGAUAUCGCAUUGUUUUGCGUUCCGAUCCUCCGGAAGUUUAGGGCAUUACAACCCAGGGUCGUGUUUCACUGUUCAGCAUUCGAGUCGUCUAUUGUAUGGUCUGGUAAUAGCAACAGCUUCUGUGGUUCGAACACCAUUAGAUCCGCGUAGUACUCUAUUUUUGCGGGGCGUUCUUUACAGGCAUGAGCCACGAGACAAGAUGAGCGUGAUCGACAAAAUGUUCUCAGUCGUAGCCGCAGUCCUCGUGGUUUACGGAUAAGGAUAACUUGAUGUGGCUUCUCGCGAAUUGACGGUGAUGAUGUCUUCGUCUUCUGAAGCUCUGGUGGAGGAACUUGCAAAAGCACGAGACGAAGUGCGUCAAGCCAAGUCCGAUUUGGCGGAGAGCGCCAACCGCGUAGCCGUAUUGGAGUUACAAUGUGCACAGCUUCCAACAGUCGAGCAAACUCGAGUGUUUGAAGACCACAUGGAAGUUUUAUCGGAGAAGUCGAUGAGAACCGAUGUUGAUAUGUCGUAUCCCGUAUCUCCGAGCUCUCCAGACCGUGAGAGCCCUAAAACACAGUCAGACGAUGAGUACAUAGUCGUGGAGCAGGAAGCGCCUGAAGAUCUUCAGAACAAAUUGCAGGAGAAAGAGGUGGAAAUAAGAAAUGCAAUCGCUCAUGCCAAGAAGCUGGAGGAGAUGUACAAUACUGCAGAACAGAACACAUGUGAUAGACAGGUGAAAGUGAUUGAAGCAAAUUUGUUUGAAAAGUUUGAUGAUGCUAAUGCGUUACUAGAGAAGGUGAAAGAACUGGAGGAGUUGCUCACGGCUGGACAGAUCCAGAUCUACUCAGUCUUCGUUCAAGAGUGCUUUACAUUCUGUCUCUGCAAAACUUCUGGAUUGUACCUUAAGCAUCAUAGAAACAUUCUGCAGAAACAGAUUGCUGCUCUGGAAGAGAAGUCGAAGAGAAACGAUGAGGCGCAGAAGAAAGUGGAAUACGAGAAGGUUCUCUUCCUUGAAACAGAAGAUCAGCUUGUCAAGAACUUUAAGAAGGCACAUGAUGAAGCUGAGCAAUAUCGAAGCAUGAUCUUUCAGCUUGAAACGAGUGUCAAGGUUGCAGAGGAGAAGGCUGUCAAUCUAGAAAAAUGCAUGGAGGCAGCUUCUCUUAACAACCAAGAACUCGAGUCAGAGAUUUCUGACUUGAAUUCUCAACUGCAACGAGUCAAUAGAGAGCUCUCUUCCUAUGAAAGCAACCUGCGCAAGUCUAAUAGUAAACUUAUAGAGCUUGAAAGGACUCUGAGUAUGUAUCGAGAUAAGGCAGACUCUCUUGAGCAGGAGUUGGAAAUGUACAGAGCCAGGGAAAAGAAGAUAGAGGAUGAUUUGAGAUCCAUCGAAGAGAAGACCGUGGUGCACGAGGCCACCUCAAGCCAUCUUAUUGAUGCCUUGCACAUGUUGCCCGGAGAAUCGAUGGAUGGUCACGCCCCCAGCAUAGAUCGCGAGCUGGACAUGCUACAUGGAAGGAGCGACCGCAGUGACGACGAAAUGAAAUUUGUGGGAGAAAACGUAGUUGCUCAUGUGAAGCAGUCGAAGCUUUUGAUGAAGGAGUUCACAAAGCUACAAACUGCUCAUAUAUUGUAUACUUGUGAGGCUGAGGCGAGCAAGUCACAGUUGCAAGAGCAUGUGAAGGACCUGGAAGCGAAAGCGAGCCAGCUUGAACAGGAGAUAAUGACCUCAAGAGAAAAGGAGGACAUGAUGAAACGAGAAGUAAAGGUCUUGGAAGAGAGGGCUGCCUUUUACGAAGGUUUGAAGCUAUCUUAUGCUGAUUAUACAUGUAAUCUGGAGAAAAAGAACGAUUUUCUAGAACAAGAGUUGAUCGUUAUCCGAGAGGAGAUGGCUGUUCGCACUUCCGAGCAACAGAAGUUGACGCUAGACCGUGACAGGUUGAGGGACGUAGAGAGUCAAAAUGUGCUUCUGGAGGCUCAGAUCAUAGAUCUUCAAACUAAACUUGAGGCUUCAAGUGUCUGUGAGUUGUGUCCCCAUCUGAAGACACAGAUACGAGAUCUGGAGGGUAUGUUGGGUGAGCUUAGUUUGGAAUUGCAAGACUCAAGAAGAAGGGAACAAAACAUUCAGAAGGAGAUAAAAUCACUGGAAGAGGUAAGUGCUGCUCAUGAGCAGUUAGCUUCCAGAUUGAAGGAUGAAGCCUCCUCACUAGUCGUAGAUCACAAUGUUCGAAUGCAAGCAUUGCAAUCUCAGAUUGCAGAGUUGCAAGAACAGAACAUGCAAAUGAAAACGAGCAAUGAGAAGCAGCGUUUGUGGGCUGAGGAAGCUGCGUCUGUGCUCAGAGAACAUGCCGGGUCUCUGCAUGGGUUGAGGGAAGCGUGUUCCGACGUAGAACAACGAGUGCCUUCGGCUACUUCCCCAGGGAAGGAAGGCAUGGAAAUCCUGCAGGAGGAGGUGGAGGGACUGCACCUCGCGUUUAGGGACGCGCAGUUGUGUGAUGGGUCUGAAGUUCUUCAAUUAUGCAAAAAGCUUUUGUCCCUCGAGCGAAAUUCUUUGAAUUUUCAGAUGCUGGAUCUAGUCAACAGAAAUACCAGUUUAAAGAACGCGGUGGAGGAAUUGAAGUCACGAGUUGAAGACUUACAAAAACCCCCAGAAAAACCAGCCUUGGAGUCAAAGAAGUCAUUUCUAGAAGUAUCUCUUGAUGGAGAAUUGCAGUCCCUCCGAGCACAAGUCACAGAGCUGCACUCUUUAAGAGCACGAGUGACACAGCUACAAAGAGCGCAAGCAUCAGAAGUACCUUCUUUACAAGCACGCCUCGAGCAGUUGAUGCUUAGCUUACAGGACGCAGAAACGAGAAAACACGAGCAGAAUUUAGAGCUAAUGAAGGUGCAGAGAAAGCUAGCAGCAGCUGAGAAGGAAGCAUGCACCCAAAGGAAAAAUCUUCUCGACCAGGCGAAGGUCACCGAACUCAGCCACCACAUCAACGAUCUGAAGCAGAAGUUGACGAAAGCAGAAUCAGAGAACGCUUCACUGCGGAAGGAGGUACAACUCCUCUCCCAAUCCAACCCUCGCAAAGUCCACAUCACCGACGAGAUUGUGCCGGUGUGUGAUACACAAGUUCAGAAACCGAAGCAGAAGCCUCGAAGGAGGAGAAGUGGGAAGCUGGCGAUGGCGUCACCGCAGCAGGAAACUGAACAUCUUGCUCCAGAAAGGGCUCAUAGUCCCAGGCACCUGAUUGCUGUCUACCUCUUGUGUGUUGUAUUGGUAGCACUUGCUGUCAGAUUGAGCUUUUUGAGAAGACCACUGUGAACCCCACAUCCCUCUUUUCUCUUCUUUUUUUCCACAUUCUGUAAAAUGGUCUUUCCUUGGCUAGUUGUCAGAAUCAUUCUUUUUUGUCGAUAGUUCAACAGUGUGUAUACUGAAGACUUACUCAGAAUUAUAGUUGAUUCAAACCAGUGCGUUAGGUUAUAUAAACAUAUAUAGUUAUAUUUAUAGGUUAAUACAGGGAGAGAGUAGAAGUUUUUUUUCUGGUCAAAUGAUGGUUUUAAUAACUUCACCAACUCUCCGUUAUGUGCUUUCAAAUUCAAGAAUCAUUUGAAAGUCUUGAAAAGAUUUAUUUGGAAAAAAUAAAUGAUCCAUGAAAGUCUUCAAAUCGA
This is a messenger RNA of Physcomitrium patens, 4274 nucleotides long. NCBI's taxonomy places the organism in Eukaryota, Viridiplantae, Streptophyta, Bryopsida, Funariales, Funariaceae. The record is from RefSeq and is a predicted model, not a curated record.